This is a messenger RNA of Radiomyces spectabilis, 477 nucleotides long. RefSeq lists its product as uncharacterized. Gene Ontology annotation, molecular function: DNA-binding transcription factor activity, RNA polymerase II-specific; RNA polymerase II cis-regulatory region sequence-specific DNA binding. Lineage: Eukaryota; Fungi; Mucoromycota; Mucoromycetes; Mucorales; Radiomycetaceae. Bases 1 to 477 code for a protein of 158 amino acids. Gene Ontology annotation, cellular component: nucleus. The record is from RefSeq and is a predicted model, not a curated record. The transcript has 2 exons. Gene Ontology annotation, biological process: regulation of transcription by RNA polymerase II.
AUGGAUAUUCCCAAUCUGUUAAAUCAACCAACCCAAACCGUCAAAGAGAAACCGUGCCUGUGUCACUGGCAUGGCUGCGGGAAACGGUUCUCAAGGCGAUCGGAUCUUAUUCGUCAUCGACGGAUUCACACCGGCGAACGGCCUUACCAAUGUCACUGGGUAGGCUGCACCAAACAAUUCAUUCAAAGGUCCGCCCUCAUUGUCCAUUUGCGAACCCACACCGGGGAACGACCUCACAUAUGCGAUUAUGAAUUCUGUGAAAAGACUUUUAGUGACUCUUCAUCUUUAGCUCGCCAUCGACGAACACACACGGGCAAUCGACCGUAUGCUUGUUACUGCGGGAAAUCGUUUACGAGAAAAACCACUUUAUCAAGGCAUCAACAAAUCCAUCAUCGAUUUCAUUGUCAUUAUAACCUUCCUCCCAAUACCCCAUCACCUUUUCCGAACCCAUCAUCGUCUAUACAUGUCUCUUGGUAA